Molecule: messenger RNA, 4697 nt
Organism: Nanorana parkeri
Lineage: Eukaryota; Metazoa; Chordata; Amphibia; Anura; Dicroglossidae
Gene: SOS1
Product: SOS Ras/Rac guanine nucleotide exchange factor 1
Exons: 22
Coding region: 570-4532 (1320 amino acids)
Biological process (GO): positive regulation of GTPase activity; Ras protein signal transduction
Cellular component (GO): plasma membrane; nucleosome
Molecular function (GO): protein heterodimerization activity; DNA binding; structural constituent of chromatin
Source: RefSeq, a predicted model, not a curated record
UAGAAUACGGGAGGGAGGGGAGACGGGGUGUCUGCUGCCAUCACACGGCCAGGGGAGACUGGCAUCUGUCAGGUGACGCCCGAUUGCACCCCAAAGUCUCCGCAUGCAUAUGACAUGAGCUGCGGAUGAGCUUUCUCUCUUCUCGAUCGCAAGGGCCGCUCUGUGUUUGUGGGCCCGAGAGGGCACUGUAAGCAGCUGCGGCCUCCUGUCUCACCUGUGUCAUCCUGGGGUGACCGAUCGAGCCUCCCACCCCCCUCUGCUGGCUGGAUGUGCGCAUACAGCUGUCAUAUAUGUGCAGGCUGUCACCUCUCAGCGGUGUCAAUGAGCCGCCACCCAUCUCAUCUCCCCUCAGGGGUGCUGCUUCUGCGUGUCCUCCGUCCCUCCAUAUGCUGCCCCUGCUAAGGGGCAACCUUCUCCCUUGCCAUUUUACUUAUGGACGAUCAUCUGCCCUAUCAAAGGCUUCUGUAGUCGUGGACGUGUGACAGCUCUGGGCCGGACCGAGCCAUUCAAGUGCUGUUUUGCUUCGGGGUUCCAUUGUGCACAGCAAACCCAGAAGGAAAGACCAAGUCAUGCAGACACCCCAGCUCCAGUACGAUUUCUUCAGCGAGGAAAAUGCCCCCAAGUGGAGGAAUCUGCUUGUAUCCUCCCUGAAGAAGGUUCAAGUACAGGUCCACCCAAACCUCUCCUCAGCCGAAGAUGCUCUCCAGUAUGUCGAAGAGUUAAUUUUGCAGCUGCUAAGCAUGCUCUGCCAAGCGCAGCCCCGCAGUGUCCUGGAUGUUGAGGAGCGGGUUCAGAAAAGCUUCCCUCACCCCAUAGAUAAGUGGGCAAUCGCUGAUGCUCAAUCUGCUAUUGAGAAGAAGAAGCGACGGAAUCCUUUAUCUCUCCCUGUAGAUAAAAUCCAUCCUUUACUAAAGGAGAUCUUAGGUUAUAAAAUUGACCAUCAAGUAUCUGUUUACAUAGUAGCAGUAUUAGAAUACAUUUCUGCUGAUAUAUUAAAACUAGCUGGGAAUUAUGUACGGAAUAUCAGGCAUUAUGAAAUUACCAAACAAGACAUCAAGGUUGCAAUGUGCGUGGAUAAGGUGUUGAUGGAUAUGUUCCACCAAGAUGAAGAAGACAUAAGUGCAUUGUCCUUAGCUGAUGAAGAGCCAUCCACUUUAGGGGAACAAACAUAUUAUGACCUUGUGAAGUCUUUUAUGGCAGAAGUUAGGCAAUAUAUAAGGGAACUGAACCUCAUCAUUAAAGUAUUCCGAGAACCUUUUGCCUCCAGCACGAAACUGUUUUCAGCUCAUGAUGUAGAAAAUAUUUUUAGUCGAAUCAUCGAUAUCCAUGAACUAAGUGUAAAGCUUCUGGGCCUUAUUGAGGACACAGUAGAAAUGACAGAUGAAGGCAGUCCUCAUCCUUUAGUAGGAAGCUGCUUUGAGGACCUAGCGGAGGAAUUAGCUUUUGAUCCAUAUGAGUCAUAUGCUCAGGAUAUUCUUCGACCAGGUUUUCAUGAUCACUUCCUUGGUCAACUAUCAAAGCCUGGUGCUGCUCUUUAUUUACAGUCUAUAGGUGAAGGUUUCAAAGAAGCUGUGCAAUACGUUUUGCCUCGGCUACUUCUAGCUCCUGUUUACUACUGCCUGCACUACUUUGAAUUUAUUAAGCAAUUAGAAGAAAAAAGCGAGGAUGAGGAAGACAAAGAAUGUUUGAAGCAAUCUAUCACUGCUCUACUCAACCUUCAGAGCAGCAUGGAAAGGAUAUGUUCUAAGAGCUUGGCAAAGAGACGACUCAGUGAAUCUGCAUGCCGUUUUUAUAGUCAACAAAUGAAGGGAAAGCAGUUAGCAAUUAAGAAAAUGAAUGAGAUACAGAAGAACAUUGAUGGAUGGGAGGGAAAGGACAUUGGACAAUGCUGCAAUGAAUUCAUCAUGGAAGGGGCCCUAACACGUGUAGGGGCCAAGCAUGAAAGGCAUAUUUUCCUCUUCGACGGCUUGAUGAUCUGUUGCAAAUCAAAUCAUGGACAGCCAAGGUUACCAGGCGCCAGCAAUGCUGAGUAUCGGUUAAAAGAGAAGUUCUUUAUGAGGAAGGUACAAAUCAAUGACAAGGAUGACACUAAUGAGUAUAAACAUGCUUUUGAGAUUAUCUUGAAGGAUGAGAACAGUGUUAUUUUUGCUGCAAAGUCAGCAGAGGAAAAAAAUAACUGGAUGGCUGCCUUAAUAUCCCUACAGUACAGAAGUACUUUAGAGCGAAUGUUAGAUGGGGCAAUUUUGCAAGAGGAGAAAGAAGAACAGUUGCGCCUUCCAAGCCCCAAGGUGUACAGGUUUGCAGAGCCUGACUCAGAAGAGAAUAUAAUAUUUGAGGAAAAUGUACAACCCAAAUCUGGUAUCCCCAUUGUUAAAGCUGGGACUGUAGUGAAGCUCAUCGAGAGACUAACUUAUCACAUGUAUGCAGACCCGAACUUUGUUCGAACAUUUCUUACGACAUAUAGAUCGUUUUGCAAACCUCAAGAACUUCUGAGCCUUCUGAUAGAAAGGUUUGAAAUUCCAGAACCUGAACCAAGUGAAGCAGAUAGAAUUGCAAUGGAAAAUGGAGACCAGCCCCUUAGUGCAGAGUUAAAAAGGUUUAGGAAAGAAUAUGUACAACCUGUACAGCUACGAGUUCUAAAUGUUUGUCGACACUGGGUCGAACAUCACUUCUAUGACUUUGAACGAGAUGCAGACCUAUUAGUGCGUUUAGAAGAUUUCAUAGGAACAGUCAGAGGAAAAGCCAUGAAAAAAUGGGUGGAAUCUAUCACGAAGAUCAUCCUACGAAAAAAGCAGGCCCAAGCCAACGGGCCUAGCCACAAUAUAACAUUUGAAAGCUUGCCACCUCCAAUUGAAUGGCACAUUAGUAGGCCGGGACAGAUGGAAACCUUUGACCUUCUUACAUUACAUCCCAUAGAAAUUGCUCGUCAGCUGACUUUACUAGAAUCUGAUCUCUACAGGGCUGUACAGUCUUCAGAACUUGUUGGCAGUGUAUGGACUAAAGAAGAUAAAGAAAUAAAUUCCCCUAACCUUUUAAAAAUGAUCCGGCACACAACUAAUCUCACCUUGUGGUUUGAAAAGUGCAUCGUAGAAACAGAAAACCUAGAAGAGCGAGUGGUAGUUGUAAGUCGAAUCAUAGAAAUUCUCCAGGUUUUUCAAGAGCUAAACAAUUUUAAUGGCGUACUUGAAGUUGUAAGUGCCAUGAACUCUUCACCAAUAUACAGACUUGAUAACACUUUUGAGCAAAUACCAAGUAGGCAGAGGAGAAUUCUAGAAGAAGCUCAUGAAUUGAGUGAAGAUCACCAAAAGAAGUAUUUAGCUAAACUCAGGUCAAUUAAUCCACCAUGUGUGCCUUUUUGCGGAAUUUAUUUGACCAACAUUUUAAAAACAGAAGAAGGCAAUCCUGAUUUUCUAAAAAGACAUGGGAAGGAAUUGGUGAACUUUAGCAAAAGAAGAAAAGUGGCUGAGAUCACCGGUGAGAUCCAGCAGUACCAGAACCAGCCCUACUGUCUACAAGUAGAGGCUGACAUCCGUAGGUUUUUUGAGAACCUAAAUCCAAUGGGGAGUGUUGCAGAGAAGGAAUUUGAAGACUACUUGUUCAAGAAGUCGCUGGAUAUUGAGCCACGAAAUGCAAAGACUUUGCCAAGAUUUCAAAAAAAGUACACUUAUCCACUUAAGUCUCCUGGUGUGCGUCCUUCAAACACAAGGCCAGGAACAAUGAGACACCCUACCCCUUUGCAGCAGGAACCAAGGAAAAUCAGCUACAGUCGCAUCCCAGAGAGUGAAACGGAAACAGCAGCAUCUGCCCCGAACUCGCCUAGAACACCCUUAACGCCACCACCACCACCAUCUGCAGCAUCCAGUACCACUGAUGUCUGCAGCGUGUUUGAUUCUGACCCAUCAAGUCCAUUUCAUUCACGAUCUGCCUCUGUAUCUUCAAUCAAUUUUUCUAAGAACUGUGAUGAAAUUCAGGUUCCUCCACCUGUACCUCCUCGAAGACGACCAGAAUCUGCCCCAACUGAGUCAUCCCCAUCAAAGAUCAUGUCUAAACAUGUGGACAGUCCUCCAGCAAUACCACCUCGACAACCUACAUCAAAAGUAUACUCCCCACGAUAUCCAAUGUCUGAGCGCUCCUCAGUCUCUGAGGGACCUGAAAGCCCCCCAGUUCUGCCACCACGAGAACCAGUACGUACUCCUGAUGUCUUCUCCAGUUCUCCACUUCACCUUCAACCACCUCCACUUGGACGAAAAAGUGAACAUGCUACCACUUUCUUUCCUUAUAGCCCUUCACCAUUUACCCAGCCUCCCCCUCAGACUCCAUCCCCUCAUGGAACCAGAAGACAUUUACCUUCACCCCCUUUAAUACAGCAAGAUGUAGAACUGCCUCCCAUCACUGGCCCUCCUGUACCACCCCGACAGAGCACUUCUCAGCCUAUACCGAAGCUCCCGCCAAAAACUUACAAGCGGGAGCCCCCUCAUCCUUCUAUUCAUAGAGAUGGACCCCCCUUGUUGGAAAAUGCCAACUCCUUGUAACAAAGAUGCUUUAUUUGAAACACUAAAAACAUUUGUUUCCUCAAACUGCAAAGAAUGGCUUGAAUAAACCUGAAUUACACAAGAGAAGGGAUGAUUCUGAUGCUAUUCAGUGCAGAAGUGCAGAUGCAAAUUGCACCAAUAUUAAAGACUGUUGAUUAGGCUGGA